Molecule: messenger RNA, 1293 nt
Organism: Lineus longissimus
Lineage: Eukaryota; Metazoa; Nemertea; Pilidiophora; Heteronemertea; Lineidae
Product: probable RNA-binding protein 18
Exons: 5
Coding region: 110-679 (189 amino acids)
Molecular function (GO): RNA binding
Source: RefSeq, a predicted model, not a curated record
UGGCAGCCUCCAUAUUUUGGAAAAAAAUUAUGUUUUCUUUAUAAAUAUCUUGAUUAAGUACAGUUUAAAGAUACUUCUCCUCUAAAUUUCCAGUUCUUGAACUGUAGAAAUGGAUAAAGAUCAGGAUGUCCCUCUACCUUUACCUAUUGAUGAUGAGGACCAUGAUGAUCGAAGACUGUGGGUUGGCAAUCUUGAUUCUCGGAUCACCGAAUUUGCACUCUUAAAGAUAUUCCAAAAGUAUGGCAAAUUGGAAAAGUUUGAUUUCUUGUACAACAAAACUGGUCCAGAUAUCGGCAAACCACGAGGGUACUGCUUCAUUACAUAUGAGAAGAAAGAACAGUCACAGGAAGCAAUGAAGCGUCUGAAUGGGAAGUUGGCCCUGAGUAAACGGUUACAAGUCAGAUGGGCCCAUGCCUCAAUACUGGAACCACCACCAAAAUCCAAGGUCCACAUUCUAGGCUCCAACUUAGGGUCAACCAGUAAAGAUGAAGCUGGAAGUUCUCAAUCCAAAAUCAGUGCAAUAGAAGCCAAGCUCCGGUUGAUGGAGAAGACACAAAAUGACUUUACAAUCAGUACAAAACCUGUGGGCUCACUUACAAAACAACAACCAACUAAACCUCCAACACAGACUGUGAAACAUGGAUUUAAACCCUAUAGUAAAAGUGCAACAAGAAGAUGACCACGGUGUAAGGAAUGAAUAUCAUUUCACUGGAUGAUCUCUUUGAUCUUGACAAAAUAUGGGGACUGUUAAUCAAAGAAGGCUGCUUGGAGCUGCAUUUUAUUUUGAUCUUAUUUCGUAGUUCAAGCAUACUCAGUGUUUCUUUCACGCAUGUGUUCAUGCCUGUCGUUUUUAUCUAUUAGACAUGAUAAAAGACGGUUCUGAAAGACAUCUUUAUAUCCUUUUUUGAGAUAUCGUGGGCCUGUUUUGCCUUCCUCCAAGUUGAAUGGAUGAGUCAAAAAAGUAUGUUAAUUUUCCAAAUAUGAAUAGAAUGACUGAGUUUAUUGAAGUGUUUUAGCUCAUAUACUUGGUCAAUAUUGAUAUUCAAUUGUCAGAUGUGUACAUGUAGGUGCUUGGUGUUGUUUUUUAUCAUCACUGUCAUCAAAUACUUGCAUAAAGAUGUUUACCAUCCAUUGUGAAAAACUGGGAAGCAUAGCUUUAUUCCACCCUCCUCAGCUUGUCCUUGGAUGAAAAAUCACGUUAUAAACAAAAGUAUAAACGAGUCUCGCCAAUGCUGUAGCAAAAGGUGGAGAAUUUUGUAAUGUUAUUUAUUCAUUUUUGUUUAAUAAAAUAUU